AUGACGAAAUCAUUAGCAGCAGCAACUUACGAAGUUCCUGAUGUGAAGCUUGAAGAAGAAGAAGAAGUUGGUGGUGGACAUGUUGAUAUUCCAAAAGACAUAAUUUUUACCAUACUUGCGGAGCUUCCGGAUGAGAUUUACAUCAUGGUCCAAUUUCCGGAUUCUUAUAAGGCUCUCCUAGUGUUCUCGGUUGGCGAGGAAAGAUUUAGAUUUAUACAUUUCCCGAAACAAGACACAGAUGCUAAAUAUGGAUUCAAGUGGUCUGUAAUUGAGGUAAGGGAAUGGGUAGCUUUAAUGAAGAUGCACCAAGGCAUAGAUAUAUGGAGAUUGAUCAUCAAUAAUGCUGAUAAUCAUAGUGAAGAAGAAUGUUGGGAGAAAAUUAGUAUUCCGACCUACCCAAAAUUUGUGGAACCCUCACAAGAAAGAUUACAACUUGAUGUAGGUUGUGCAAUUAAUAGCAGGGAGAAUCUUGUUCAAUUGAUGGAGCUGGAGGAGGAGGGCAAAACGUAUUGCUACUGUUGGGACAUUAAAGAAGGCAAGUUCAGAAAGAAUCCGAAGCUCAACUACUUCACUGGUCAUGUGUAUCGUGAAAUCUAUUCCAAACAUGUCGAAACUUUAUUCGAUCCUGCUGUCCGGCCAAAAUCAUCACAAGGGUGA
Oldenlandia corymbosa var. corymbosa is the source of this 657-nucleotide messenger RNA. The record is from the annotation of a GenBank genome assembly. Lineage: Eukaryota; Viridiplantae; Streptophyta; Magnoliopsida; Gentianales; Rubiaceae.